Messenger RNA from Gopherus evgoodei (Goodes thornscrub tortoise), 4218 nucleotides. It is a transcript of the gene CDH17, whose product is annotated as cadherin 17. The coding region runs from base 127 to 2631 and encodes 834 amino acids. Lineage: Eukaryota; Metazoa; Chordata; Testudines; Testudinidae. The record is from RefSeq and is a predicted model, not a curated record. Gene Ontology annotation, biological process: multicellular organism development; calcium-dependent cell-cell adhesion; cell-cell junction assembly. Gene Ontology annotation, cellular component: catenin complex; adherens junction; plasma membrane. The transcript has 18 exons. Gene Ontology annotation, molecular function: cadherin binding; calcium ion binding.
GCAUAGAUACACAGAGAGACAUCAUUCACUGCAGCAGGUGAUUCUAAAGGCUCAAAGAGGGAAAUAUAUUUUAGAGGGAAACAACAUUUUCAUACUAAAGGAGCCAAAAGAAAAGAAAUCAUCAAAAUGGUUAAGCUCUGUGGACUUCAUCUACUCUAUCUCCUGGUAUUUCACCUGGCUGCGUGCCAUGGUAUGAAUGGAUUGGGUGUCAGUGGACCUCUGCAAGACAUGACUUUCUCUGUAUCAGAAGGUACAACAGGAGUUCAUGUAAUAUACCAGUUUACAAUUGAGCCGCCUGCUGUCAGUUUGAGACUGUCUGGUGAAAAAGAUGACGUCAUUGAGAUUGCGUCAACUGAUGGCUAUCUGUAUCUCAACGGGUCUCUAGACAGGGAAAACAAAGCAAUCCACAGGCUACAGGUGGAGGCUCUGAAUGUAAUGGGAGAGAAAGUGAAAGGUCCCUACUCUAUUACUAUCAAUGUUCAAGAUAUUAAUGACAACCCACCAAAGUUUGAGAAGUCAAAAUACUAUGGAGCAGUAUGGCAGAAUUCCCAUCCAGGUAAACCCUUUCUGCGUGUCCAUGCCACUGACCGUGAUGAUCCUACAACUCCCAAUGCGAAGCUGAGUUACAACAUUCUCCACCAUUUUCCCAACCCUUUUAAGUCGAUGCUUUUUCAGAUUGAUAACGUAACUGGAGCAAUCUCAACAAGUGAGCUUGGUUCUCGUUUAUUAAAUCCCCAAAAGCAGGCUACGUUCAUCCUCGUUGUCACAGUGAAGGAUUUGGCAGGAAUGUCAGAGAACGCUUUAACCAGUAACAUUGAUGUGGAAAUAACUGUGAAGGAGAACAUUUGGAAGGCACCUCCGAAAGUAUCUAUCAAAGAAAACUCUACUGAGCCUCAUCCCAUCUCUAUCACGCAGGUGCAGUGGAAUGAGCCAGAUGCAAAAUAUGACCUUCUGCAAAGGGAGUGGCUGCCCAGGUUCCCAUUUACAAUUGAUCAGAAUGGGACGAUUUAUGUGACUGAACCCUUGGAUAGGGAAGAAAAGGAAUUGUAUUCAUUCUUUGCAACUGCAAAAGAUAAUGAAGGAGAGGAACUGGGCCGGCCUUUGUUAAUCUUGGUUCAGGUUGAAGACAUUAAUGAUAAUCCUCCUGUGUGCCAGAAUGCUUUGACUAUAUUUGAAGUUCAGGAGAAUGAAGGAUUAGGGAGCAAUAUUGGAACGCUGCAUGCUACAGAUAUGGAUAAAAAAAACACUCUUAAUUCUCGCCUGCAGUUCCGUAUUGUGGACCAGAACCCCAAAAUCCCGUUAGAUAGCCUCUUUAUUAUCCAGCAAGAAGCUGGGACUUUCCAAUUAUCUAGCUCUUCAUUAAACAAACAAGUAGCUUCAACUUAUUCUGUAACGGUGGAGGUGACAGAUAAAGUGUUCACCACAUUGUGUGAUGUGAAAAUAAAUGUCAUUGACAUCAAUGAUCAGAUUCCCAUCUUUGAAAAAUCAGACUAUGGUAAUUGUACUAUUCUUGAAGACACUCCAGAAGGAGAAGUAAUAUUAGAAAUUCAAGCUACAGAUGCUGAUGAACCAUUCACUGGGAGCUCUCAAAUCAUUUACCAAAUUGAAGAGGGAGAUCAAAAUAAAAACUUCAUUAUAGAGACAGACCCCCAAACAAAUAGGGGUUUUGUAAAGAUUAGCAAGGCUCUUGAUUUUGAAAUGUCUUCAACAUACAACCUGACAGUCAAGGCCAUAAAUCCAGAACCUUUGGUGAAAGGAGUACAGUAUAAUUCAAGCUCCACAGCCUAUUUCAGAGUUGUUGUGGUGGAUGCAAAUGAAGGGCCAGUUUUCUCCAAGAACACUUAUAUAGCAGAUAUAUUUGAAGAUGUUCCUGUAGGUACUUUGGUGAUGACAGUGACAGCCAAUGAUCCUGAGGGGGACCAGAUAAGAUACACAUUGAAAAACAACAAGAGAAACUGGCUGGAGAUUGAUACAGUUUCUGGAAAGAUAUAUACUGCUGCUCCUUUGGAUCGAGAAGUAGAACAUGACUACAGAGUACAAGUCACUGCAACAGAAGAAAAUAAAAAAUCUCAGAGCUCCACAGCAAUCUUCAUGAUACACAUAAAAGAUGUGAAUGAUAAUCCUCCCCGGUUAGCAAAAGGUAAUCAUCUAUUCUUCUGCCAUCCGCUCCGUGGAGGAGUAAAAGCAGAGAUCCAGGCCACCGAUGAUGAUGAACAAUUGUAUCCUCCAGAAUUCACUUUUUCUCUCGGUGGCAGUGAAAAUAUAAAGAGUGACUGGGAAAUUUCUAGAACAGAUGGCACCCAUGCUUACCUUUCCCCAAAGCACACUAAUCUAGAGGAGAAACAGUAUAGCAUUCCGUUAAUAAUUAAUGACAACGGAAAACCACCUUUGGAAGGAGCCCUGAAUCUUCAAGUAAACGUUUGCAGGUGUUCCGAUGAGGGGAGAUGCUUUAUAGAAGUAGAAAACCAUUCUGGGAUGCCAAGCACAGGCAUGGCAGUUGGUCUUCUUCUUGGAGUAUUGUUAUUCAUCGGUUUGGUUGUAGGAGGUGUAUUUCUCAGAAUGAAAAACAAGACAAGGAAAGAACUUAAGAAAAAUGCACCUAAGCCAUCUGAACUGAAAACAUUAACAUAAUCAUUGUUUAUUUUAUUAGGGGAACAAAUGACUUUUGUAAGUCAGAUCUCCCAUAAAUGUAUUUUCAGAAACUCUUGACACAAACACGUACAUGCAGGUUCCCCCUGCUGCCCAUUUUUAUUAGAUAUUAAGAUUCAGUUAUAAAAUCUAUAUACAAGGUACAGUGGCAGCCAUUAAUAAAAAUAUCAGCUCUUGCCAGGAGUUAACUUGUGAUGAUACCACAAAACCAUGAUCCCAGAAAGACUUAUAGUCCUGUAAUGUAGAAACUAUUAGUAAAUACUGACAGCUUUUUAUUCUUAGAGAAAGUUUUCAUUUUCCUACAAUUCUCCUUAUAACAAGUUAACAAUCAAUGUGCACAGAUUGUGUAAGUAAAUGAAGCCCUGCACUAAAUUUAGGGCUCUCCCACAAAAUGGGAGGGAUUCCUUGACCAUAAAUGUAACUGCUCCCCAAAGCUAGCUAUGCCUGGAAAUAUUCGGACUUGGACCACACCUGCUUAUAUUAUUACAUUAUUCUUAUAAAUUUAGGACAGUAAGAAUUACUGUGACUCACCAAUAUAUUAAGCAAUGUAGGUUAGUGAAAUAGUAGUUAUUUUAAUUUUCCCUUUAUUGCAUGUAUUCAUGGGGAUAGUUUAUGAUUGUGUAAGCACAUUGGCCUCCUUUAAUGUUCCAAGAUGAACAAAACAAGAAAGAUUUUUUUUUAAGACUGUACAAAUUGGUUGAUGUGCUACUGUAUUAUAAUAUUGCAAAUAACUUCUGGCUCUGUACACAUUAGAUUGUAAUUAUAUGUUCUCCCAAGGGAUUUAUUGCCUGUCCAUGAAACAAGGAUAUAAAAUCAGUGCUGUUCGUGGAGUUUAACACAAAACUUUCCAUAAUAGAGACCUGAACUGGAAACUUGCCAGGAGCCAGUGGGCUGUGCCUAAUUCAUGCCUGUUUAUAUCAUGAUGGGGCAAUUGGGACUUAGAAUAUCUGUGUAGUGCACCUAUGCAUUGAAGAUGUCGACGCCUGUAAGCUAUAUCUUAGGUUUCAAUGGACUGCAUUUGCCCAUAGGUCUCACUUUGGGAACAAAAUACCGUUAAUUUAAAAAACAGGCUUAUAUUGAUGAAUUAUUUGGUGGUACACUGAUGAAGGAUUGUUUGUUUGUUUUUUUAAGCAGGGAAUAAAAACUUAUGAAGUGUGCAUUUAUGUCCCAAAUUUGAAAGGCUAUGUUCUUUUGAAAGCGAUAGAAAAAAAGCCCCUCUGAAAGGGAGAUGAGGGGUGUGGGAGGGUGGAUGUUUACAUAGCAAUUUUUUGGUCACUUUUGUGUAAAGUACAGAUCUGGAAGGAAAGGAACAUUACUCUGAUAGCAUUGCAUUAAAAUAUGUUUUCCUAGAGUACUGCCAAUAAAAGCUUUGCUUUUGGCCUUCAGCUAUGUCUCACCACAUCACAUUGUCCAGCUGCUGAAGGUUGGCGAGCUUUGGUUGUUUGCUGUGUGGGUUAUUUCAUCUGCUGAAGCGUAUUUUAUGGUGGGACGAUCAGUCCAUUGUGUUUGACAGCUGUGACACUAAAUUACAUCAGAGGGUGCAGUGUUAGAGAUGAGUGUAUUUAUAUU